AUGACUUGGCGUCCAUCUUAUAGUAAUAAUUCAAAUGAGAAAACGUAUUAUGCGUCAGAUUUUCGUGCAUCUCUGCCGAGUUCAACUGCCUACAGUGGUGACGUUCGUCGUCAUAAAUUUGAUUGUGAAUUAGGGGCCGCUGCGGCUGCUUAUUCACGUGGACCAACUUAUUCAGACUCAACAAUCAAUCAAUAUGCUCGAAACAUCGCAUCCUCGGACAAUGUUCACUAUUAUGGCAGUGCAACAUCGAAUUAUGGCCAUGACCGAUCAUCAGUCAAUCAAGUGUUGAGAUCAGCUUAUACCAAUGAACGAGUUGCUUUAAAGCCGCACGAAGCUUCACAUAUUCGGGAAGGAGCAGCAUGGUUAGCAGACCAUAAACACGAUUUUAGUCAAGGUUUUGUCAACUCGGCAGCAUCAUUAUUUAAAAACGUUUAUGAUCAAGAUGGGCAUAAAGUGGUUGAUAGAAGAACAUUACGUUAUUGA
Messenger RNA from Rotaria sp. Silwood2, 483 nucleotides. NCBI's taxonomy places the organism in Eukaryota, Metazoa, Rotifera, Eurotatoria, Philodinida, Philodinidae. The record is from the annotation of a GenBank genome assembly.